GGAACUGUUACUAAAUUAUCCGUUAAAGUCGUGACAUGUUACACGUUCGUUUUCAAUACGGUGAAAUAUAGCUCGUAAUUUAUCUGUGAAGACAAUCACCGCGGGAAGACAAGGUUCAUGUCACCUCCAGUGAAUCAAAAUGUGGAUUUCCAAUGAGUUUGGGUUCCUGUUUCUUACAGCUUUAACAUUGAGUUAUCUGAAUUUAUACGAAGCCUUCGAAACAAGAUCGUGUAAUGAACCACUCGGAAUGGAAUCUGGCACCAUUCCUGAUGAGGCCAUUACUGCCAGCUCCUCUUAUGUUCCUAAUGUUGGUCCUCGAAACGGCAGAGUUCGGGUAGAGAAAGCAGGGGGAGGAUGGUGUCCAAAACAACAAGUGGAAAGAGGAAUUAGAGAAUAUCUACAAGUAGAUUUGGGGGAGGUUCACGUUGUCACGGGAGUACAAACUCAAGGGAGGUAUGAUAGAGGUCGAGGUCAAGAAUAUGCCGAAGAGUACACGGUUGAAUAUUGGCGGCCGGGUUUAAAUGAAUGGAAGGAAUACAAGCGAUGGGAUAAUAAACAGAUAUUGCGGGGAAAUAGUGACACCGCUUCUGUGGAAAGUCAGCGUUUAAUGCCUCCAGUGUUCGCAAGCAAAGUGCGAAUUCUGCCCUACAGUGUCCACAGGAGAACUGUUUGCCUCCGAAUUGAACUUCUGGGAUGUCCGUAUGAAGGCGGAAUUAUAUCCUACAGCAUUCCCGAAGGCUCAGAACCAUCUCAGGGACUAUAUGACAGUUCUUAUGAUGGUACUCGCAACGAUGGGAUAUUAGAAGGUGGUUUAGGUCGUCUUGUAGAUGGCGAGUUUGGUGCCGACAAUUUUAGAUUAGAUAUCGGCUACGGCAAAGGUAAUGGAUGGAUUGCUUGGAGGAAUGACACUAGUGUUAAUGGCUACGUCGAACUUACGUUUGAAUUUGAUCAAAUAAGAAACUUCAGCGAAGUUCAUUUAUUCACAAAUAAUUUUUUUAGCAGAAAUGUUCAGGUUUUCUCCAAAGCGAAAGUGAUGUUCAGUAUCGGAGGACGUUUCUACAAUGGCCCAACACUGUCCUAUUCAUACAUGCCAGAUCGAGUGCUGGAAAAUGCCCGGAACGUCUCCAUUAAUCUUCAUCAAAGACUCGCUCGUUUCAUCAAACUGCGUCUGUUUUUCGCGGACCGCUGGAUGAUGCUCAGCGAAGUAGCCUUUGAUUCUGUGCCUGUCGCGUUCAAUAUUUCCGAAGAGGAAACUCUUGAUCUUAGUGAAAACGAACUUGUAAUUAGUUCAGCCGGUGGAAAUACAUUGGAUGCUUUUGAAACAAUUGCAGCUCGCAAAGAAGGUGAUACAUACGUGGAAAUAAUCAUAGGUGUAUUAACGGCAAUAAUAUUAUUACUCUUAGUAGUUUUUGUGAUAAUUUUAAUACUUAACAAAAGACAUAAACUGCAAGGGUCGCCAACCUUGCUUAAAAACCCUUUUGGUGUCACCAUAAACAUGAAGGAUUUGUUGAUGAAUUUGUCAUCGAGUAACAACGCGGCUCAGAGCAGCCACCCAACUCCAGUGAGUCAAGAAGCGCCAGGAGAUUCUUCGUCUGUUUCUUUCGAACAGUAUCGAUCACCGCUUGUGGGAAAUUAUUAUACACCAAACUAUGCAACGUUGAGGUGUUCGUCAACAAUGGAAGAACCGGAAGAGCCUCCGGAAGUACCUCCGUUACCCGAUUCACCAACACUACAUCAAAGUCCCAUUUCAGCAUCGUCUCCUCUCCACUACAGAAGUUUACAAAGCACGCCAGCAAUAAGUCCAAAGUCAAAGAUGAUUAAUUUAGGAAAUUAUUUUCCGAGAGUUGCCACUGAUCCACCAAAUCGGAAACGAUAUCACACAGCGCCGAGGGAGAAACACAGGAUACCACCGCCAGUUGUGUGUUGGAACAUAGCUCCUAGCAUGGGUCACGCUUACAGUUGCAGAGAAGCGGAAUUAGUACCGAUACCGCGAUAUUCUCUCCGGCCGUUGGAAAAAGUCGGAUCUUGUCACGCCGGAGAGAUCACCCUCUGCGAAACGGAAGGUUUAGAGGAUAUAAUUCCGGGCGUUUGUCGUUUAGUGGCUGUCCGAACACCGAGUCCGGAAAGAGCGAAAAGUGAUGCUGCGACAGGCUCAAUGGAAUCACUUCGAGAAGUUCGCUUCCUCGCCAGCUUAUCUGAUACGAAUAUUUGUAAAGUUUUGGGAGUUUGUACGGCCGAACAGCCACCCUGGACCGUCAUUGAAUACGGUGAAAUGGGAGAUCUAGCUCAGUAUCUGCAGUUUCUCGUCAAUAGAAAUGGCACWGUUCGGUCUUCGACCGAUCAACCCGUAAGCGUGGAUAAUCUGAUCUACAUGGCCAGCCAAAUAGCUUCCGGAAUGAAGUAUCUCGAAAGCAAACAUGUAGUUCACAAAGAUCUGGCUGCUAGGAACUGCCUCGUUGGUAGAAGAUUUGUAGUUAAAAUAGCAGACGUAGCGAUGUGUAAACCCCAAUAUAAGAAAGAUUAUGCCGAAAUUGGCGGUCGGCCACCUGCUCCCAUUCGUUGGUUACCCUGGGAGAGCAUUCUUCUCGAUCGAUAUUCAUGCUCAAGCAGUGUUUGGGCGUUCGCUGUCACUUUAUGGGAAAUUCUCACUUUUGCAUGCGAACGACCUUUUAGUAAUUUGUCCAAUGAGAAAGUCAUACAAAACGCUGAACACAUGUAUUACGGAGGCGAGCUACAGGUCUUGUUAAGCAAGCCUCCCAUCUGCUCAACAGAAAUAUACGAAGUUAUGUGUCAAUGCUGGAAGAGGGACGACACUGAAAGACCCACAUUUAAGGAGAUUUGUUUGUUCUUGAAACAUCACAAUAAAGAUUACACUCCCAACGACUGAUAUAAAAGCGCAGAUGAUAUUUUGAAAGCGGAUAAGUAGGUACGCAGGGUGAUCAAAAUAUAAUUUCGAUUUAUCCAAACAGUGUUAACAAAAUCUAUAAAUAAAAAAAACAACGAAAAAAAAGCAAGAAUAUAAAAUCUUGAAACAUUUUCUGUAUAAAAUAAUACAUAUGAUAACAGCAAACCAGCCCAUAGUUAACUUGAACUACAAAUAUUAUAAACACUGUAUAUCUAAAAAUAUGUAUCGCUGAAAUAAUUACGCUAUAAUGUGCUUUUAGAACUGAAGCAGGGUUUGAUUUGUUAAACAAUUGUCGUGAUAUUACAUAUAUUCUAAAACUAUUUUCUGAAGCAAUAAAUGAAAUAUUAUUUAACUAAUUUAAAUAAAUCACAAGUUACAAAUAAAGCUAUACUUAGAACUGUAAAACAUUUUUUUAUACUUAAUUUGACGGCGACCCGUAGACAAGACUAUGAACAAACCUUUGGCAGAAAAGUAACACAAUGAGUUAUUCUAAGUUAGAUAUAAAAUUUAGAUUUGAUUCGAGGUGUGUCGAUACUGUCGAUGUAAGUAAGUAGUUUUGAUCACCCUGUAUUAAAAUAUAAUUAGUAAAUUGCUGCACAUUCUAUAAAAUUAUGUAAAUAUCUAUAGUGACUCUAAUACAAUAAAUUAUAAAUUUAAAACGAUAUUGAGUUAAAUUGCAAUAUUUAUCUCGCCACAUUAUGCUAAAUUGUAUGGGUUCAUAAAUACAAUAAUUAAUGAAUUCACAAUGAAUUAGAUCAAGCAUUUGAUUAAUUUUAGCAACAUUGUUAGAAUCGGACACAUUUAUAAAUUAAUGUAUAAUAAUUAAAAAAGCUGGGAAUAUUCUACUCGUCCCGAUUGUUUGAAUAUAACUAUUGUCCUACAUGCUAUUAAUAAAAACAUAUUAUCUGUGAUGGUUAUUGAGGACUUGACCUAAAAUUUGAGACAGCCCACAAUUUUACUAAUUAAUAAAUAACCCACUUAAUUUAGCAUACUGUAACGCCAAGUGCUUCCAUUAUUUCUUAGAAAAUGUUGAAAUAAUAAAUAUAAACAGGUUUUCUUAUUGAACUAUACAUAGUUGCAAAUAAUUUGGCACAAAUAAAUUUAUAAAUGAGAUCCAAUUACAAAAUUUCCAAGAUUGGCAAUUUAUUUUACAAUAUUUUUUCCAUCUAUCACACUGUAUAAUUCAAGACUGAUACACAGAAAUUCACGAAAUCUUUAAUUACUAUCUUCAAUUUCUCAAAAGUUGCAUCAUACCUUGCAACAAACUUUUUUCGUCAAAAUGCUUAUUGUUAUUUUCUCGGAAAAAUUUCAUUUCGACGACAAUCAGAUAAAUUCAGUAUUGGAAUGAUAAAUAUAAAUAAAACACAGAAGUUAUAAUAAUAAAUAAUGUAUUUGAUGUUGUAUUGAUUUGAUAGAUAAAUCUUUUGUACCAGUUAAAAUAAUUUUAUACAAAAAAAUGGACCAAAACACAAAAAAAUAUAUUGUAGAUACUUAAAUAAAUAAUACGCAACAACAAAUUAAAUAUUGAGCAAAUAGAACGUAACAUAAAAUACAUAUGUGUUUAUAAAACAUGUUUUGAAGUAAUCCAAAGUACCUACUACACAACUGAAUUGUUUUUAGAAUUAAGUUUGUAAAAAAUAUUGCUCGAAAGUAUCUAAUACUUAAUAUGUUAGUACGGAACUAAUGCAAUAUAAACUCAACAAAUUUCACAUAAUUUACUUUCUUUACCAGUUACUCAGCUCAGGUCAAGGCCUUACAUAGGUGGCCUUGGAUUCGCUGCUCACUGUCUCAUUAACUACUAAUUUUAAAAAAUUAGAUGCUUUUGAGCUGAUUCUUUAGCAGAUCAAUGCACAGAAUAAUAGGCUAAAUACAAUCGCUUAAAAUUUCAAAUGUUCAAAAACUUGUAAAUAUAUGAACUGUAUUAUUUACAACUUUAAAAAAUAAACUUAUGUU
Messenger RNA from Tribolium madens (black flour beetle), 4858 nucleotides. RefSeq names its product discoidin domain-containing receptor 2-like. NCBI's taxonomy places the organism in Eukaryota, Metazoa, Arthropoda, Insecta, Coleoptera, Tenebrionidae. Gene Ontology annotation, biological process: multicellular organism development; positive regulation of kinase activity; protein phosphorylation. Gene Ontology annotation, cellular component: signaling receptor complex. Bases 140 to 2887 code for a protein of 915 amino acids. The record is from RefSeq and is a predicted model, not a curated record. Gene Ontology annotation, molecular function: protein tyrosine kinase collagen receptor activity; ATP binding; collagen binding. The transcript has 17 exons.